Messenger RNA from Scheffersomyces amazonensis, 1411 nucleotides. It is a transcript of the gene AFT2, whose product is annotated as Aft2p. Lineage: Eukaryota; Fungi; Ascomycota; Pichiomycetes; Serinales; Debaryomycetaceae. The transcript has a single exon. The record is from RefSeq and is a predicted model, not a curated record. Bases 154 to 1365 code for a protein of 403 amino acids.
CAUAAUCAUCAUAAUCAUCACAAUCAUCAUAAUCAUCACAAUCAUCAUAAUCAUCAUAAUAAUAACCAUCAUAGCCAUCAUAAUAAUAAUGAUAGUAUCCUUGAAAUUGCUAAUUUAACCAAUCCCGAUAACGGAUUCAAUGAUGAGACAAAUAUGCUCCAUUCAUCUCAUGACUCUAGCAAAUCAAAUUCAUCUGCUGAUAUGUUUGGUAAUUUAAUAGAAACAAGUUCAAGUUCAAGUUCAAUAGUUUUAUCCAGUAAUCAUUCACCUAUUGAAAAUACCCCUUCAAAUUUCCUGACAAGAUUACAAUCUCUGCCCAAACAACAAGGAAAGAGAUCAAAUCGUCAAUCUUCGAAGAAGGAAGUAUCAAGUCCUAAAAUUGAUCGUAGUCAAGUCAUACAAUAUUUAAGAAAUGAAGUCAAUAAAUUAAUAUCAAAGAAUAUUAUUAAUAAUAGACUCUUAAAGGAUGAAGAUAAAUCAUCCAUUUUGGAUGGUUUUACGCAAAAUUUAUUAGUUGAUCAUAAGGAUUAUUUGCCUAAUAAAUACUCUUCUAAAUUUAAUAAUAAGAUUGAUAAACCAUCUAGAAAGAGAAUUGUUCAACCUCCUCGAAAGCAGAGUGAACAAAAUAAGAGAUCAAUAUUAAAUACUUGGCUUAAUACUUCGAAUGCUAAUAAUACUAAUUUAAUUCCAUUAUCACCUUUAUUGAAUGAUUCUGAUUCUGUUUCUAAUACUAGUAAUGGAAAUAAUUCUAUUGAUACAUUAACUCAAUUACCCAUGAUAAAUAUCAAUAAUACUAAUAUAACCAGUUCCAGUUCCAAUAAUAUUCAAAGUAAUUCAAAUCCAGUUAACUUUGUUUUCCCCAGUCAAGUUCUGCUGCAAAUUCAAAAUCAAAAUCAACAGCUUCCAUCAUUUAAUUCUAUUCAAAAUAAUAUUCCUUUAUCACCAUCAGGAAUUUCAACUAUUAAUAAUUCAUCAUUAAUUCCACCAUUAGGAAAUAAUUCAGCUAAUUCAGUUACUUCAGCUACUUUAACACCUGCUCAUAUUUUAGAAAGUUCUACAAAGAAUCUUUUUAAUUUAUCUUCAUCUACAACUACAGGUUCAGCAUCUGCUUUAACUGAUUUUAAACUUGGAGGUACAUUAACUAGUAAUAUAUUUUCAGGUCAAUCUUUACUUAAUGGAGGUCCUAAUUUAAUGCCGGCAAAUAUAAUGAAAGAUACUUCAUCAGCUUUUCUUACUAGUUCAAAUUUCAGUACUUUACCAUCAACUAAUCUUCAAAAUACAUUUUCAAAGGACAAUAAUUCUAAUUCUAAUUCUAAUAAUGCUACGAAUAGUUUACUAAAUAAUUUCAAUGAUCCUCCCUGGUAGUGAUCUAUAAGUUUUUUACUUUGUUUUAUUUUAUUUUAUUUUUCUU